AUGUACGCCUUCUACUCUUUACUCGUCUACAUCUUCUACUCCGUCUUCAAGGAGGAGGGGAAGGAGGAGGGGGAGGAGAGAGAGGAGGAAGGGGCAUGUGGAUACUCCUCCCCCAAGCAGCCUGGCCAUGUUUCCAUGGAAACAGGGAGCAGGAGAGGAGGAGGCCACACCCCCAGGAUGGGGAAAAGGGGUUGGUCCAGACUCAGUGAUUCCAGUAGCAGCAGUGACAGCGAUGGCCUCUCUCAGAGUGAGGAGGAUGAGGACUGCGGUGGCAGUGACCUGCCACUGCCUGCCAAGACCCCCCUGGCUGCCUUCCUCUCCUUCAAACAGGAGGCCGAGCGCAGAAGAGCCUCCACUGUACAGCUGGAUGUGGCAGAAAAGGUGAGCGAGUCUCCUCUGGUGGCGGUGAUGUCGCACCUGCUGAGCUUCCUGGAGCAGUACUCCCACCUGCAGCAGCUGCAGCAGCAGGCCGAGCAGUACCGUGUGCAGCUGCGCAGGCACCGCGUGCAGCACCGCCGCCACAUGAAGGCCCUGCGCCAGCACUACCGCCAGCGCCUCCGCGACAAGAGGAGCAUCAUCUGCAGCCUGGAGGAGGUCAUCAGCCAGCAGACCACACCCACCGAAGGUGAGAGCAAACCACUCCCACCGGGGAAGGCGGCGGCAGGCCUGCACACCCUGGUGGAGUCCCUGUGUGGUCUGCAGGGGGAGCGCACCCAGCUGAGGGGCGAGCUGAGGAUGCUGCACUCCCAGCUGGAGCAGAAGGAGGUGGACCGCCACGCCAAGGUGCAGGCCUUCCAGCAGCAGAUCGACGAGCUGAAGAGUUGUAUUGAGGAGCGAGAGGAGGAGCUGAGUCGGCUGAGGACUGCAUCGGGGGCCACUGAUUCGGAGAAGCGUGUUGUGUGUCUGUCGGCGGAGAAUGAGAGUCUGAAGCACAGCCUGAGUGUCACACAGGGCCUCCUGCAGCAGCUCUCCGUCAUCCCCAACCAGUCCAGCUCCGUCCUCAUGAAGGAGAAUGAGAACCUGCGCAGUCGCGUGCAGCAGCUGGAGAGUACACUGCAGCAGCGGGCGGAGCAACUGUCACAUCUGGAGAGACAGAGCGAGCAGCAGGAGUGGAGGAGAGGAGAGGAGCUGAGGAGGAGAGACGAGAGACUCAAGGAGCUGCAGCUGGAACUGGACAAGGAGCGCAGCAAGGAGCCACUGGUCAAGCAUGUGACUCAGACUGUAGAGGUGGAGUCUCAGGCAACCCUGAGCCGGUUGGCUGAAAGCAGGCAGAAGAACGAGCGGCUGACAAAGAAGCUGUCCAAUCAGAACGAGCGAUGCAAACAGCUGGAGGAACACCUCAGACGCUCUGAUGAAGUCACCUGCAAUUUACAACACAAGAUUGCGGCAUACGAGCGUGAGAUCACCAUGCUGCGGGAGGAGCUGAUGAAGGAGAUCGGCCAUCUUGAGGAGCGCAAGGAGGAGGCCGUCAAGGCUGCAGCCAACUGCUCUGACGGCCAGCUGCAGAACCUGCAGGACCAGUUCCUCACCCUACAGAGCCGUCUAAGUGCUCUUCCUCCCUCUCUGCGCUCCAUGAAGACGGACUACGCCAGCCUGAGGACGCAGGUGCGCAACUUCUCAGACUUCUACGGAUGUGCCAUCAAGGAGGCCAAGAAACAGAUCUCAGCAGCCAUCAGUGAGAUGUCGGAGGCCAAUAAGGACCUGCUGGAGAAGUACAGGAAGGAGGUGGCCCUCCGCAGGAAGUAUCACGAGCAGCUGGUGGAGCUCAAAGGCAACAUCCGUGUGCUGUGCCGUGUGAAGCCGGUGCUGAAGGAGGACCAGCAUGAGGAGGGCCAGGCGGUGGUGGUCACCACGGAUCCCCAUAACGAGUCCGCCCUCACCGUCCUCAGCAAGGGCAAAGGUCGCACCUUCGAGCUCGACAAGGUCUUCCACCCUCAGGCCACUCAGGAGGAGGUGUUCCAGGAAAUCGAGCCUCUUGUGACGUCCUGCAUCGAUGGAUAUCACGUCUGCAUUUUUGCUUAUGGCCAGACGGGAUCGGGCAAAACCUACACCAUGGAGGGCUAUUCAGAGAAUCCUGGUAUAAACCAGCGAGCUCUGAAGCACCUCUUCAAAGAGAUAGAGGAGAGGAAGGACAUGUGGGGCUACACAGUCAGCGUCACCUCUGUGGAAAUAUACAAUGAAGUCCUCAGAGACCUCCUGAGUAAGGAUGGGGAGAAGCUGGACAUCAAGAUGAACCCUGACGGCUCUGGCCAGCUGCACGUGCCCGGCCUCAGGGCCAUCGAGGUCAAGAGCUUUCAGCACAUUAAGAAGAUUCUUGCCAUGGCCCGCCGCAACCGCAUCACCUUUGGCACCCAGAUGAACCAGCACAGCUCCCGCUCUCACGCCCUCCUCAUGAUCACCGUGCAGGGAGUAGACCUGGCCACUGGCACCAAGACUACAGGCAAGCUGAACUUGGUGGACCUGGCGGGUUCUGAGCGCGUGUGGAAGUCGGGUGCGGAGGGCGAGAGGCUGAAGGAGGCCCAGAACAUCAACCGCUCGCUGCUGGCCCUCGGUGACGUCAUCCAGGCCCUUAGAGGGCGCUCCACCCACAUCCCCUUCAGGAACUCCAAGCUCACCUACCUACUGCAGGACUCCCUCGGCAAGGGGAACAAGACCGCCAUGGUCGUGCAGAUCUCUUCCUUGGAGAGUAACGUUGGAGAGACCCUCUGCUCUCUGAAGUUUGCCCAGCGCGUUUGCAAAGUGGAGCUGGGGCCCGCAGCCCGCAAAAUCGAGUCAGGGGACAAAAUCCACGAGAACUGCUGUUGAACUCUCACCCUCACAUUCAGCACGGCUGGAAGGCCGACGGCCAAAACGCUUCCCAAUCAACCAAGAACCAAGCCACCAAUAAGGAGUC
Engraulis encrasicolus (European anchovy) is the source of this 2893-nucleotide messenger RNA. RefSeq names its product kinesin-like protein KIFC3. Gene Ontology annotation, molecular function: microtubule binding; ATP binding; microtubule motor activity. The record is from RefSeq and is a predicted model, not a curated record. Gene Ontology annotation, biological process: microtubule-based movement. The transcript is spliced from 19 exons. The coding region runs from base 1 to 2805 and encodes 934 amino acids. Lineage: Eukaryota; Metazoa; Chordata; Actinopteri; Clupeiformes; Engraulidae. Gene Ontology annotation, cellular component: microtubule cytoskeleton.